Molecule: messenger RNA, 1200 nt
Organism: Rubroshorea leprosula
Lineage: Eukaryota; Viridiplantae; Streptophyta; Magnoliopsida; Malvales; Dipterocarpaceae
Source: the annotation of a GenBank genome assembly
AGAAUUAAUUACGGUAACGGAAUCGGCGGCGAGCUGGUUAGUAAUGGCGUCGGGCGUCUUAUCCACGGCUCUGGUGACUCUUCCCUCACUUCACAGCCGGAGAACUAAGCUUCAUUCCUCUUCACCGGUGAAGGUUAGAGUUAAUAACGGGAAGAUAAGGUGCAAAGCUGCGAGUGAAAGCUCGCAGGGUUCCUUCGAACGAACUGUCUAUCAAGGCGUUUACGGCCCCUGGACCGUCGAGCCUGAGGACGUCCGGGAGGUUAUUUUAUACAGAUCAGGUUUAGUGACAGCUGCAACGUCAUUUAUAGUUGGUUCUUCUGCUGCUUUUCUUGCUGGGGACUCUUCGUUGAGUGAGAUUAUUAAGCAAAAUCUUGAUGCGUUCUAUGUGCUUGGAGUUGGUGGGUUGGGCCUGUCAUUAUAUUUGAUUCACAUUUAUGUAACUGAGAUUAAACGCACCCUGCAAGCAUUAUGGGCACUUGGUGUUCUUGGUUCUUUGGUGACACAUAUAACCCUUGCUCAACCAGCUGGGAAUGGCCUAGUCCAGUAUGUUAUCACUAAUCCAACUGCUGUGUGGUUUGUUGGUCCACUUUUUGCUGCAUUAACAGGACUAGUCUUUAAAGAAGGCCUCUGCUAUGGAAAACUGGAAGCUGGUAUUCUUACAUUCAUUAUACCCUUGGUUCUUCUCGGACACCUGACUGGUUUAAUGGAUGACGGAGUGAAACUUACUUUAUUGGGUUCUUGGAUGGCUCUCUUUGUCAUUUUUUCUGGAAGGAAGUUUACACAGCCCAUUAAGGAUGACAUAGGUGACAAGUCUAUCUUCAUGUUCAAUUCUCUUCCAGAGGUUGAAAAGAAAGCUCUGAUUGCAAAACUUGAAGAACAAAAAUAUCGUGACAGUAUUAACUAAAGAGGAAACAGAGUCAAGUGGACUAUGCUGAAUUCAUCAGUUGGUUCCGUUAAUUGUAGCAGAGUAAGAGAUUUUGAGGUAGGUAAUUUUAUCAUUGUAAUCUAUAUAUCUAGCAUGUUUAGCAACUGGUAAUUUCCACCACACUAUUCUGCUUCUAGAUGGUUAAGGCCUCUACAUAUCCAUGGAGAAUACUUGUUGCUGUAAAUAAAUACGGUGUUAUCCUUUUUGUAAUUUUCUAAGCAGAAAGAAUUUUUUGAUUCCCUAAAAGCACUUUGACAUAAAGUUGAUUAUUAUAC